AUGCAGCAGGUCCCUCAGCUGCUGGCCCCGCUCCCUCCCUCCACCGUCAGCAGCUCGGAGGUGCCAAAGGUCUUCUGGAAGCCCUACAUCCACACCGGCUACCGGCCUGUGCAGCAGACCUGGCGCUACUACUUCUCGACACUCUUCCAGCAGCACAACGAGGCCAUCAACGUCUGGACCCAUCUGCUGGCAGCGCUCAUCCUGCUGCUGCGGUUCCAGCAGCUCUCGCAGAGGGUGGAUUUUGGGCAGGACCAGCACGCCCAGCCCCUCCUCAUCAUCAUCGUGGCGUCCAUCACUUACCUGACGUUCAGCACCCUCGCUCACCUUCUGCAGGCCAAAUCCGAGUUCUGGCACUACAGCUUCUUCUUCAUGGACUACGUGGGGGUUGCCAUUUACCAGUACGGCAGCGCUCUGGUGCACUACUACUAUGCCAUCGAGCCGAGCUGGCACGAGAAGAUCAAAGGGUUUUACAUGCCGGCGGCCGUCCUGUUAGCGUGGCUGUCCUGCGCCGGUUCCUGCUACGCUAAAUACCAGUGCCACCAGUCCGCUCACCUCCUGAGCCGGCUCUUCCAGGAGCUGCCCUCGGGCCUGGCGUACGCGCUGGACAUCAGCCCCGUGGUCCAUCGCAUCUUCACCGCGCCGCCCUCCGCGCGGGCUGACCCGGCGCUACUGUAUCACAAAUGCCAGGUGCUGUUUUUCCUCAUUGGUGCCUUUUUUUUCUCACACCCUUACCCCGAGAAGUGGUUCCCUGGGAAAUGUCACUUUUUUGGGCAGAGCCAUCAGAUUUUCCACGUGUUCCUGGUACUCUGCACGCUGGCGCAGAUCGAGGCGGUGGUGUUGGACUAUGAGUCCAGGCGGCAGAUCUACGCUGCUCUUCAGGGGGAUUUGGCGCACAACUUCUCUGCCCUGUGCCUCUUCACUGUCACCUGCUCUGUGCUCACAGCUGCGUACAUGGCCCGGAAGGUGAAGAACAAGCUGAGAUUCAAAGAAGAGUAA
Pterocles gutturalis (yellow-throated sandgrouse) is the source of this 996-nucleotide messenger RNA. RefSeq names its product progestin and adipoQ receptor family member VII (gene PAQR7). Lineage: Eukaryota; Metazoa; Chordata; Aves; Pterocliformes; Pteroclidae. The coding region runs from base 1 to 996 and encodes 331 amino acids. The record is from RefSeq and is a predicted model, not a curated record. The transcript has a single exon. Gene Ontology annotation, cellular component: plasma membrane. Gene Ontology annotation, molecular function: steroid binding; nuclear steroid receptor activity. Gene Ontology annotation, biological process: response to steroid hormone.